Messenger RNA from Panthera uncia (snow leopard), 1403 nucleotides. It is a transcript of the gene C1QL4, whose product is annotated as complement C1q like 4. Bases 12 to 728 code for a protein of 238 amino acids. The transcript is spliced from 2 exons. The record is from RefSeq and is a predicted model, not a curated record. NCBI's taxonomy places the organism in Eukaryota, Metazoa, Chordata, Mammalia, Carnivora, Felidae. Gene Ontology annotation, molecular function: protein binding.
UCGGGGUGGCCAUGGUGCUGCUGCUGCUGGUGGCCAUUCCGCUGCUGGUGCACAGCUCCCGCGGGCCGGCGCACUAUGAGAUGCUGGGUCGCUGCCGCAUGGUGUGCGACCCACACGGGCCUCGAGGCCCUGGACCCGACGGCGCGCCCUCCUCCGUGCCCCCCUUCCCUCCCGGCGCCAAGGGAGAGGUGGGCAGGCGCGGGAAGGCAGGUCUGCGAGGGCCACCGGGACCCCCAGGUCCCAGAGGGCCUCCAGGAGAGCCGGGCAGGCCAGGUCCACCAGGUCCUCCCGGCCCAGGCCCUGGCGGGGUGGCGCCCCCUGCCGGCUACGUGCCUCGAAUUGCCUUCUACGCGGGUCUGCGGCGGCCACACGAAGGUUAUGAGGUGCUGCGCUUCGACGACGUGGUGACCAACGUGGGAAACGCUUACGAGGCGGCCAGCGGCAAGUUCACCUGCCCCAUGCCAGGUGUCUACUUCUUCGCUUACCAUGUGCUCAUGCGCGGCGGUGACGGCACCAGCAUGUGGGCCGACCUGAUGAAGAAUGGACAGGUCCGGGCCAGCGCCAUUGCUCAGGACGCGGACCAGAACUACGACUACGCCAGCAACAGCGUCAUCCUGCACCUGGAUGUGGGCGAUGAAGUCUUCAUCAAGCUGGACGGCGGGAAGGUGCACGGCGGUAACACCAACAAGUACAGCACCUUCUCUGGCUUCAUCAUCUACCCGGAUUGAGCAGGGCCCCAUCCCCCGCGCCCCCGCUCGCCCUUCGCCUCCGCUCCCCUCCUCACCCACCUUCAGCCGGUCCCACCCAAGGCGCCAUCCUAUCCUUCGAGAGCCUGGCGGUGGGGCAGACCCUCCCGCUCCCGGAGGCGGCCGUGCUGGGCGGACUCUUGGCGCUCCGGGGACGCUCCGAGGUCUAAGUGGCCGGGGAGAGGAGGAAGCCGGGCUAAGGAGGAGCAGAGCGGCUCGGGAAGGGACCGCCGGCUUCGGAGUGCGCGCCCGUCAAAGCUGAUCCGAGAGGGGCGGAGGUCCGGCCCUCUCUUCUGCUAGGAGCUGGGAAACAGCUUCACCACCCAGAGCUGCAAGCAGAAAGGAAGCCCCGGCAUUUGGUGGUGGUGGUGUGUGUGCGGGGAUGGAGAGCAGAAACAGGAGCCCAUCUAGGUGGGAGGACAUGAAACGUUUGGAGGGGUCAGGCUCGUCCUCUGUCACAACUUUCUCUCCUUCCCUCAUCCCCAUUUUCAGGCUCCAGGCACCGGCCUUGGCAGCCUUCCUGUGAACUGGAGGAAGGAGUGAAUUCUUUCCUAGCAUUUAAAACUCAUUCUGUACAGUCCCCAUUUCACCCCCAUUCCACCUAGGCCCUGGGGCUACAGCUGCUGUUGCCUCUUCCAAUAAAGCAAAGUUGGAGAA